This is a messenger RNA of Colossoma macropomum (tambaqui), 3038 nucleotides long. RefSeq names its product cytochrome P450 1A1 (gene cyp1a). Gene Ontology annotation, biological process: hormone biosynthetic process; progesterone metabolic process. The coding region runs from base 145 to 1719 and encodes 524 amino acids. The record is from RefSeq and is a predicted model, not a curated record. Lineage: Eukaryota; Metazoa; Chordata; Actinopteri; Characiformes; Serrasalmidae. The transcript is spliced from 8 exons. Gene Ontology annotation, molecular function: iron ion binding; steroid 17-alpha-monooxygenase activity; oxidoreductase activity, acting on paired donors, with incorporation or reduction of molecular oxygen, reduced flavin or flavoprotein as one donor, and incorporation of one atom of oxygen.
UAUAAAAGAUUUACUCCUUCAACUACAGCAACACUUCAAACAAAGAUCAACAAAUUGACCAGCACUGCUCACCUGCGCACACGAGCCAGUCUGCGCGCGCUGCUGGAGUUUCUCACUAAAGAGGCUGCUGAAAACAGAGAAAACAUGCCGGUGGCAGUUCUACCAUUCUUCGGCCCUAUCUCCGUGUCAGAGAGCCUGGUUGCCAUGGUGACAGUGUGCACGGUGUACCUCCUCCUGCGUCUGACCCGGACCAGGAUCCCUGAGGGUCUUCAGAUGCUCCCGGGCCCCCAGUCCCUCCCCAUUAUCGGGAACGUGCUGGAGCUGGGCCAGAACCCUCACCUCAGCCUGACCGCCAUGAGCAAGCGCUACGGCCCAGUUUUCCAGAUCAGGAUCGGCAUGCGCCCCGUGCUGGUGCUGAGCGGCGGCGAGGCGGUGCGGCAGGCGCUCAUCAAGCAGGGAGAGGAGUUCGCCGGACGCCCCGACCUGUACAGUUUACGAAUCGUCAAUGAUGGUAAAAGCCUGGCCUUCAGCACAGACCAAGUCGGAGUGUGGCGCACUCGCCGUAAGCUGGCCCUCAACGCCCUGCGUACUUUCGCCACUGUGGCAGGCCAAAGCCCGGAGUAUGCCUGCGCCCUUGAGGAGCACAUCAGCAAAGAGGGGCUGUACCUGGUGGAGAGGCUGUGCAAGGUGACAAAGGCCAGCGGUGGCUUCGACCCCUUCCGCCACAUUGUGAUGUCCGUGACCAACGUCAUCUGCGGCAUGUGCUUCGGCCAUCGCUACAGCCACGACCACCAGGAGCUGCUGAGCGUGGUCAACAUGAGCGACGAGUUCGGCCAGGUUGCAGGCAGUGGCAACCCGGCUGACUUCAUCCCCUUCCUCCGCUUCCUGCCCAGCAAGACCAUGAACAAGUUUGUGGACAUCAACAGGCGCUUCAAUGCAUUUGUGCAGAGGAUCGUUAGACAGCACUACGAUACCUACGAUAAGAACAACAUUCGUGACAUCACGGACUCCCUCAUCAAUCACUGCGAAGACAGGAAGUUGGACGAGAACUCUAACUUGCAGGUUUCCGACGAGAAGAUUGUGUCGAUAGUGAAUGACCUCUUUGGGGCCGGCUUCGACACCGUCAGCACUGCUCUGUCUUGGUCUGUUGUGUAUCUGGUGGCUUAUCCGGAGAUUCAGGAGAGGCUCUACCAAGAGCUGAAGGAGAAGGUCGGAACAGAUCGCACACCUCGUCUGUCGGACAAAACCAGCCUGCCGCACCUCGAGUCUUUCAUUCUGGAGACCUUCCGUCACUCCUCCUUCCUCCCUUUCACCAUCCCACACUGCACCACGAAAGACACAUCGCUGAACGGAUACUUCAUUCCUAAAGACACAUGUGUGUUCAUUAACCAGUGGCAAAUAAACCACGACCCAGAGGAGUGGAAGGAGCCCUCCUUGUUCAACCCACACCGCUUCCUGAGUGCCGACGGCUCCGAGCUCAACAAGGCCGAAGCUGAGAAGGUCAUGGUGUUCGGCCUGGGUAAACGGCGCUGCAUCGGCGAAGCCAUCGGCCGCUCCGAAGUCUUCCUCUUCCUCGCCAUCCUCAUCCAGAGGUUAAAGUUCAGCAGCCUGCCAGGUGAAAUGCCAGACAUGACCCCUGAGUACGGCCUCACCAUGAAGCACAAGCGCUGCAUGUUGCGCACCACUCCACGGCCAGGCUUCGAGAUGUCCAGCCCGUAGAGUCUGCAGUGAGCCGUAGGCCGCGUAGUUCAGGGAAGCUAACGAGAGUCGCUUCUGUUACUGUGACACUGUGCUUCACUGUCUUUUCAAUGCAGUGAUGGUGGUCACAAGACUUUCCUUAUAAUGGUGUUGACAGGAGGCCAGACGCUUUUAUCCACUAUAUAAAAUGGCCAGUGAACAUUGUGUGUAAUGUCGAUAACAGUGGUACGUUAUGACAGAUAACAGAGGUAAUGUAAUAAAAUAGUGGCCAAUUCAUAGAUACAAGUCUGUGGGGACUAUUUUGCCUGCAUGUAUCCCUCCGCCAAAACUUUUUCGAUGUGUUCACCAUCAGCCAGUGUAUUCAUAACCAUUUCAUGUAAUAGCUUCCUGCGAGGCAGCUUUAAAAGACAUUAAGCUCUUCAGACGUCUGGUUCCUAUCACCACCACUGGGAACAAGAAUGGAGCAGUUCACAUCCAACCACUCUGAAUGAGUUUGUUUACAUCUUAACUACUUAAUGAUGCAGACAUUUGGGCACAUAAAAAACUAAAAAGGAAACUAUAAAAGCCUCACUCUAGUCUAAAUGGGAACAUCAUGGUAAAAUACCAUUGGCAUUGCAGUUUAGUCCAAGAUUAAGGCUCAGAACUCUGUCCACUAAACUGGCCCCAUGUCAUUGCUAGAUAUGUAUUGCCUCAAAAGGUCUCAUAACCACUUGUUGUUGUAUCUCAGGUCUCGCUACAGCGGCUAUGAAAUGUAAAGAAAGGUGUCUUUUGCGUGUUUCGUCAUGUACAUACAACUUUUCCUCACUAAACAGGUCACACAAUGACCGAUGACCAAACUAUUCGUCACUGAAUAUCACAAAAAGUAGUGAUACAUGAGUAAACGACACUGUGCCUUUUAUCACAUAUCGACUUUUUUAUCGCUAUUGUUUUUCUUUCAUUUUGCUUUACACGGUGGACAAAAUCUCUGAAAUGAAAAACACUGAAGUAAUUCUGCAAUAUUUAAGCUCUAUCCCAAAAUGUGAUCCAUGUGCUGGUAUUACUGACAAGCAGACUUUCUACGUGCCUCAGCAUAUGUUUGUACAGAAUGCAGAAGUUUUAUAUCAAGGUUUUCUUUAUUAAGAUAUAUAGCUUUAGAUACAGGUAGAACCGCUACUUUUUUCAGUAUAAGUCUGUAUAAUUAUGUUGUGUCUAUUUUUUGCAUAAGAUGAAGGAAGUGAAUUGAACUUUAGGUGCAACUUUUGACAUAAAAAAACAAGCUGUUAUUGAAUAAUGAUGGUAAUUAUUGUACUCUGUAAACGAUGUUUGGCAUAUUUGUGAAAUAAAACUAUGAGAGACACAUA